This is a messenger RNA of Xenopus laevis (African clawed frog), 1883 nucleotides long. It is a transcript of the gene sec61a1.S, whose product is annotated as Sec61 translocon alpha 1 subunit S homeolog. NCBI's taxonomy places the organism in Eukaryota, Metazoa, Chordata, Amphibia, Anura, Pipidae. The record is from RefSeq and is marked provisional. Gene Ontology annotation, cellular component: endoplasmic reticulum membrane; membrane. Gene Ontology annotation, biological process: protein transport.
AGAGACCGCGGAGCAACAGGACCGGUCCCCCAGCCCGUCACACCCUUAGAGGCCACUGAGCCCACCACAACACCUUCACGAUGGGCAUCAAAUUUCUUGAAGUCAUCAAGCCAUUCUGUGCAGUACUACCAGAAAUCCAAAAGCCUGAAAGAAAGAUCCAAUUUAAGGAAAAGGUAUUAUGGACUGCCAUCACUUUGUUCAUCUUCUUAGUAUGUUGCCAGAUCCCACUCUUCGGUAUUAUGUCCUCCGAUUCCGCUGAUCCUUUCUACUGGAUGAGAGUCAUUUUGGCCUCUAACAGAGGUACCCUGAUGGAGCUCGGUAUCUCUCCCAUUGUCACCUCUGGUCUAAUCAUGCAGCUUCUGGCUGGUGCCAAGAUUAUUGAGGUUGGAGAUACUCCUAAGGACCGGGCUCUCUUCAACGGUGCUCAAAAAUUAUUUGGAAUGAUAAUUACCAUCGGUCAAGCCAUUGUGUACGUCAUGACUGGAAUGUACGGGGAUCCCUCAGAGAUGGGGGCUGGCAUCUGUCUUCUUAUCACCAUCCAGCUUUUUGUUGCUGGCCUGAUUGUCUUGCUCCUGGAUGAAUUACUACAGAAAGGAUAUGGUCUGGGCUCUGGUAUCUCCCUCUUCAUCGCUACCAACAUCUGUGAGACUAUUGUAUGGAAGGCGUUCAGUCCAACUACUGUGAACACAGGCAGAGGCACUGAGUUUGAGGGAGCAAUCAUUGCCCUGUUCCACUUGCUUGCAACACGUAGCGACAAAGUCCGUGCUCUGAGGGAGGCUUUCUACCGCCAGAACCUGCCUAAUCUCACCAACCUCAUUGCUACCAUUUUUGUUUUUGCCGUGGUCAUAUACUUCCAGGGCUUUAGAGUGGAUCUUCCAAUCAAGUCAGCCCGUUACCGUGGCCAGUACAACACAUACCCAAUCAAGCUCUUCUAUACUUCUAACAUCCCCAUUAUCCUCCAGUCUGCCCUGGUCUCAAAUCUGUACGUCAUCUCUCAGAUGCUGUCUGCCCGUUUCAGUGGCAACCUCCUUGUCAGCUUAUUGGGCACAUGGUCUGAUACAUCCUCUGGAGGUCCUGCUCGGGCCUAUCCUGUAGGCGGAUUAUGUUAUUAUCUCUCGCCUCCGGAAUCAUUUGGUUCGGUGCUGGACGAUCCGGUUCAUGCAGUUAUUUACAUCGUCUUUAUGUUGGGAUCCUGCGCGUUCUUCUCAAAGACCUGGAUUGAAGUGUCUGGCUCUUCUGCAAAGGAUGUUGCAAAACAACUAAAAGAACAGCAGAUGGUAAUGAGAGGCCACCGGGAAACAUCCAUGGUGCAUGAGCUCAAUAGAUACAUCCCAACAGCUGCUGCUUUUGGAGGUCUUUGCAUCGGAGCACUCUCUGUCCUGGCAGAUUUCCUGGGAGCCAUUGGUUCUGGAACAGGUAUCCUGUUGGCUGUCACCAUCAUCUAUCAGUAUUUUGAGAUCUUCGUUAAAGAGCAGAGUGAAAUGGGAAGCAUGGGAGCGUUGCUUUUCUAAUCAUCGCACCCAAGUGGGAUUCGAUUCAUCAUACAACUUGGAAGGCAAAUGCUGCGCUUGUAUUCCAAGGACUUAACGUGAGGCUGAUGUUGGUUUCCAUUUACCAGUGGCGUCCUCCACCAUACUUUUUUUUUUUUUUCUUUUACCAGACCUGGCCAUUUUAUAUGGAAUUUCGGACAAUAUUUCUUUUUGACAAAUUUUUAAUUUCCCAGUUUGAAAGGUAUGCCUUUAGAUUGGGAAUCUAUUUAAGGUCUCUGCUAGAAGACUACAUACCCACACCCUGGUUAGUCAACAGGCCUGUACAUGAGCAAUGGAGCAAUGGUUUAUUUUUUCCUCUUUUUUUUUUUUUUCAAUAAAACUUCUUGAAAACAA